This is a messenger RNA of Hemicordylus capensis (graceful crag lizard), 9936 nucleotides long. It is a transcript of the gene SPIRE1, whose product is annotated as spire type actin nucleation factor 1. The transcript is spliced from 17 exons. The coding region runs from base 315 to 2606 and encodes 763 amino acids. Gene Ontology annotation, biological process: polar body extrusion after meiotic divisions; actin filament polymerization; actin filament network formation. Gene Ontology annotation, cellular component: cell cortex; cytoplasmic vesicle membrane. Gene Ontology annotation, molecular function: actin binding. The record is from RefSeq and is a predicted model, not a curated record. Lineage: Eukaryota; Metazoa; Chordata; Lepidosauria; Squamata; Cordylidae.
CUAGGAUGGGGGGGGGGACGCUCUUACGUUGCUAUGAGGUGGCUCCCGCCCUUCAUCCUCUCACCCAGUCAUUGACUGACUGCCUUGCCCUGUGGUUGCGGCGGUGGCGGCAGCAGCAGCAGCAGCAGCUUCUUUGCCGGUGACUGUCUGAGUCUGCUCGAGACGGCUCACGCGCUCGGGGUGUUGGGGGAGGGUGGAGAGAAGAUGAAGGCGAUGGGCAAGGGCGGGCAGCGGAGGCGCCAGCAGCCGCGACUGAGGUGAGGCGGAGGAGGACGAAAGGGGCAGCAGCCCGCAAGCUCCUCUCCGCAGAGGGAAUGGCUCAUGCUGGGGCGGCGGCGGGCGAGGAGCCCCUGCCGGGCACCUCCUCCACCUACAGAGACGAUGGAGGACGGGGAGGAUGCAGCGGAGGCCAGGCACUGGCGGCGGCGGCGGACGCCUUGUCGCUGGAGGAGAUCCUGAGGCUGUACAACCAGCCCAUCAACGAAGAGCAGGCGUGGGCCGUUUGCUACCAGUGCUGCGGCUUCCUCCGCGCCCGAGGCCGCCACGGGCAGUCCCCGGCCAGCAGGGUGGAGAGCUCCGCGGACAUCCGCAUCUGGAGGGACGGCGCCGUCACGCUGCGGGCGGACAGCAGGGCUCCGAGGAACCCGCCAGGAGCAGGUAAAUCAGAACAUUCACGAUGUCCAGAAACAGAGGUAAGAAGAAAUGUAAUAGAAUCAUUGGGAAUUAUAAUUUAUAAAGCACUGGACUAUGGCUUGAAAGAGAAUGAAGAAAGAGAGCUAAGUCCUCCUUUGGAACAGCUUAUUGAUCAUAUGACUAAUACAGUAGAAACAGAUGGGAGCAAAGAUGAAGGCUAUGAUGCUCUCGAUGAAGGUGUAGAGGAUGAAGAUUAUAAAGAGGAUGUUGAAGUUAUACAGUCUUAUCGAGAUGUCAUGAAGCUCUGUGCUGCCCAUCUACCAACCCGAUUAGAUGCACCAAAUCAUUAUCAAGCAGUUUGUCGGGCACUGUUUGCUGAAACAAUGGAGUUGUACACAUUCUUGGCCAGAAUUAAAAGUGCAAAAGAGAAUUUGAGAAAGAUUCAGGAAAUGGACAGAGAAAGGACUGAUGACUCCAGCACAGAUCUUGAUGAGUUAAAAAAUGCUGACUGGGCUCGGUUUUGGGUGCAAGUGAUGCGAGACUUGCGAAAUGGUGUGAAACUGAAGAAGGUUAAAGAACGUCAGUAUAAUCCUCUUCCCAUAGAGUAUCAGCUCACUCCAUAUGAGAUGCUGAUGGAUGAUAUCCGAUCCAAACGCUAUACUUUAAGGAAGGUUAUGGUCAAUGGGGAUAUUCCUCCACGAUUAAAAAAGAGUGCCCAUGAAAUAAUCUUGGACUUCAUCCGAUCUCGACCUCCAUUAAAUCCAGCUUCUGCAAGAAAACUGAAACCAACCCCACCACGGCCACGUAGCCUGCAUGAAAGAAUACUGGAAGAAAUAAAAUCUGAACGAAAGCUGAGACCGGUCUCUCCUGAUGAGAUCAGGCGUAGCAGGCUAGCAAUCCGGCCUCUUAGCAUGUCUUACAGUUUUGACUUGUCAGAUGUGUCCACACCAGAGGCCUCCAGAAAACUGGCAGAAAGCUGUGCUGUUAAUGGCAGCCUAGUGCCAGAAGCAAAGGUGAAUGGUAUUGGUACUUCUCAGCUGACAGUGCAAAGGAAGAGACUGUUAAAAGCUCCCACAUUGGCAGAACUAGACAGCUCAGAUUCAGAGGAGGAGUCUAUGCACAAAUCAGCCAGCAGCAGUAGUGUGUCUCCCUCCCAAAUGGAAGAUACAUUUCUAGAGCCCACCUCUAGGAAAAAGUUGCCUCCAAAGUUUUUGCCAAUAUCAUCCACGCCGCAGCCAGAGAGGAAGCAACCACCUCAGAGGCGACAUUCCAUUGAAAAGGAAACACCUACCAACGUACGACAGUUCCUGCCACCUACAAAACAGAGUUCCAGAUCACUUGAGGAGUUUUGUUAUCCAGUGGAAUGCCUGGCUCUCACAGUGGAAGAAGUCAUGCACAUCCGCCAAGUGCUAGUGAAAGCAGAGCUAGAAAAGUACCAGCAGUAUAAAGAUGUCUAUACUGCCCUCAAGAAAGGAAAGCUGUGUUUUUGUUGCCGAACAAGGAGGUUUUCUUUCUUCACCUGGUCUUACACCUGUCAGUUUUGUAAGCGGCCUGUAUGCUCACAGUGUUGUAAAAAGAUGCGCCUGCCGUCAAAGCCAUAUUCUACUCUUCCCAUCUUUUCUCUGGGACCUUCUGCUUUGCAGAGAGGAGAGAGUUUUAUGAGGCCAGACAAACCUUCUACCAGCCAUCACCGGUCACUAAAAGGAAUGCCAAGAUUGUCCUCAAAGUCCAAAUCUGUAGAUAAGUCUGAUGAGGAAGCACUGUUUCCAAAAGAGUUAAUGGAGGACUGGAGCACCAUGGAGGUGUGUGUGGACUGCAAAAAGUUCAUUUCGGAAAUCAUUAAUUCAAGCCGCCGCAGCCUCUCCCUGGCUAACAAGCGAGCCAGAUUAAAAAGGAAAACCCAAUCAUUCUACAUGUCGUCCCCAGGCACCUCUGAGUACUGCCCUUCUGAGAGGACUAUCAAUGAGAUCUGAGCCUUGUGCCUUUCUCUUUGCUUUGUCUUCAUGAAGUCCUGAGAGAACUCGCUGAAACCAGAUUGUCUGUCUUUCCUUGGUUCUCCCUUACAGCUUACAUUUGCAUUAGGUCACUGUUGCUGCCACUCCAUAACUUGCAGAAAAACUCAGAAAUUAGGCUAUGCAGCAGGUCAGCCAAUACAUUUGUUUGUACUGGCCAAAAAAAAAAGACGACGACAAUUAGGAAGUGUUGCCUUUUUGUAUGGGAGUAAAGUAUAAUGAAAGCCUUUUAAUUUUUUUAUUUUUUUUGCACACACACUCUCACAUACACCCGCUUAAGAUGGAUGAAAUACAUACUUAAAGAACCAGAUCUAAAACAGGUGAUAGUGUUAGUACAGCAUGUGCUACCAACUAAAGUAAUUUAUAUUUCAUUCUCUGCCACGCCGCCCCACACAAUAAAUAGAUGAAGACCAUGGCUCUUAAUGCCUUAUCAUAUAGCAUAAGAGCUGAUGUGCUCAGAAUAGUUACGUCCAAACUAUCUGAUGUCUGGGUUCAAGCAUAAAAUAUCAAAUAAGCUAGAAGCUUACUCAUUUACAGAAUAGGUAACUGUUUCCCGUCAGCUGCUGUUCUAAACUCAGUGUAAUGAUUGUUGUGUUCUGUCUAGGUUACAGUAAUUUCUUCCCUAUCUUGAAUGUAUUCUGAAUGUUGUAGUAGUAGCUGUAGCUUUUAGUAAUAAGCAAAAUCAUAGUCUUUAUGGGGAAGAUGCAAGAUAAGUGCAACUUUUUAAUUUUAAUGAGGUUUUUUAGUAAAGAACAUUCUCUUGGCAACAAUCCUGGGAAAGUCGGUAAUAAUGUGUAUAUUUGUAUUAUAGUGGAACACAUAAGACUGCUAUAACUAAGAGUCUGGAAGCAUAUCUAAUAUAAACCCCAUUUUUGCAGGGGUUUGUAUCUUGGCUGUAGAAUAAUUUUAUACCCUGCAAAUAUUUGAGACAGCAGUGUCUCAGAUUAAGAGGUUUUUUGUUUUCUUUUUUAACAAGUUUGAAGAAGCACUGUCUUGCUAUUUUGGAGCUCCAAUAAUAUUACCGAACAUCUCAUUUUUGCACUCUUUUAUAUUCAGAUUUUUAAAUUUAAACAAAACUGGAGCUUAGUGUAGAAUAUGGUGUUGGGUUAUUUUUAUAUUUAUAACAACCCAGUUAUAAAUAUUUGCAAAGAUCUGGUGGACACGAACUCUUCCAUCAGGUUUUUAAUAGCUAGACCCAUAUUUAAUAUCAAAAUAGAAUAUGUGAUAGGGAGGCUAAAGUUCUUUGUAUUUACAUUUUCAUAUUGUUGGCUGAUAUGAUAUCUCAGUACACUUUGAAAGUUGGCAGUAUCUGCUUAAAUUCAAUCUCUUAUCAUACAUCCAUUUAAGGAUAGUUGAGAAACUAAUCUGUAUAUUUUUAAAAAACCUCAAACCUUAGUGGCAAAGGGAGACUACUACCACAAUAGAUUACUGUAUUUACCUGAACCCAAGACUAGGCCGCCCACCCAAGUUCUUUGAUGUUAUAAAUUGGGGGUGGGGGGAGGGCUUGUCAGAAGGAAAUUCCUCUUCCUUUCAGGUAAAUACAUGCAUAACCUGUAUUUAACUUCUAUUUUUAAAGGGAGUUGUCAUCUAUUUGGGCAAAUACAGUAGUAGCCUGACCUUAGGACAGGUUACUCUAGCAGAUAUUUAGAUAGUUAUGCCAGCUCCAGUGUUUGGAUUCUAAGGAUGCAGUCUCCGUUUCAGUUACUCUUAAGCAAUUCAUUCAAGACAGUGAGACUACUCCACUGUAACUGGGUUGCAGACUGCAGGCCUUCUCUGCAUUAGAGACCUAAUAUAUAGUGGUACUCUCUCAUAGCUUGAAAAAUAGUACUCUUUGAAAGACUGAGAACUAUUGUAAGGAAUCCUAAUACCAUGGGGGAAGUCCACAAAUUCCACAAUAAUUUAAAAUCAGUUUGGAUUUGUAGUGUAGGUAGAGCCUUAAAGAGAACAAUUGCUUUUGUUGAACUCAAACUCAUUGUUAUGUAGUUCAGCUCUACCCUUUGACUUCUGUGGUCCUUGACUGAACCUACUGUUGGAAAAUUAAUGUUUUAAGAAUUGCAAUUGAAAUGGCAUAGUUCUAUUUUUUCCUGUUAUUUCUUCACAUGGCAAAAUCGCAAGGUAAUUUUAUCCUAUCAAAUUUGCCUGAUUAUUAUUUGGUUUUAAACAUACUCACAUGGGGUAUGUGAUUUUAAAAGUUUGUUGUGACAGUGAAUGCCAACACAAAUGAAAUGUUUGCAUCAAGAAGUAAUGUGAAAGUUAGGCCUUAGUUUCUCUUUGGCAUACAUUUGGAAAAAAAUUGGCUGAAAGCUUAGAUUAUUUUGUACUUUUUACUUCCAGAUUUCACAAGAAUAUUAUGGUAUAAAGCAAGGGUUCCCCUUAUAGCCCAUGAAGGCUUCAGCAACUGUUUGUAUUAUUUAUGUGCAAUGAAAAUGAGGCAUUAGCAACAUCCCAUCUUUCCAAGCUUCUUGCAUCUUGCCUUUAUUCUAUGCAGUCACCCUGUUCUAGUUCCUCAGACUGAGCCCUUUACAACUUGAAUUUAAGCAUAACAUAAACAGGGAUCUAGGCAGUUUCCUUGAGAAAUAUCCAAAGGGAUUUUCCAACGCAGCCUGGAACUCACUUUUCCCCAUCAUCCCAAUCCUUUUUACAUUACGCAAGCUGUUCUGUGAGUAUUGUACACAUUUUACUUUUGUGCUCCUAUAGAGCCAAAGAGGGAAUGGGCAUUUUUUGACCAGUCUCUCAAGUUGUGGGAUGAGUUUCUGAGAUUGUUUUGAACAGAUAUUAUGACAUUAGUAGAGACUACCUACGUGUAUGGAGAAAGCCUACCCUCCACCCAGGCAGCAUGAGUCCUUUCAGUCUCUUCCAACAUGUGCCACCAUUCUCAGCCACUAACUUUAUAUAAUGCUAAUUAUAUAAGAACUUCCAUUGUUCUAGAGUCUCUUUCCAAGUGCUCUUCCCUUUUUUCCUUCCUCCCUGUCUGUCAUCUUUUGGAGGGCAGGUGCGAGGAACUUUAAAUAUGCCAGCCAUUACUCAGUUGGGCAAAAAGACAAUUCAGCAGGCUUUGGGAAGUUGCUGCUUGUCUUCAUUUUGAAGCCUGAGGGAGCCUGCCUCCUUGGCUGAGUGAUGUAUGUUCAUAUCACUUUGCCAUUAAUAUCCCAAAUGUGUUCCAAGUAUUGAGGACAUACCCUCUGUCUCUGCAUACCUCAGAAAGCUGCCCUUAGUGUGAAAGCCUCUUGGUGCCCUACUUGCAUGCUCUUAUCAGUGUCAGAAUACCUUGUAAAUAUGUAUAAUAUAAGUUUCAAAGGCAGCCACUCUGUGGUGGGAAUCAACCUCCUCAUAAAGAGUGGGAAAUUUUUUAAUAAAAACUAAAAAUGAGCCCAACUGUUAUGUGUUAUUAUUACAGUAUAGGUUUAAAAUAUGGAAAUUCACAUUCAUAGUCAUGUUUAAUCAAGUUUGCCAAGGAGAAAGGAAGUAAACUUGCCACCACGAGAAUUAAUGCUUUUAUUUUUCUAAUUAUUAAUACAUCUAGGAUGUGUCCAAAGUGUAUAGUAGAAGACCUGCAUCCCGUGCAAUGCUCUUUUUUGUACAUGGAAAUAUUUGUGGGAAAUUCCAAACCACCUGUCAAAGGUAGCAAGAGAGUCUCUGUUACAACUUGAUGUGUAGAAAACCUAAGCUCUUAUGCAUCCAUGGUAACACUGUUGCUUUAUUCUUUUUGUUUUAUUGAAAUCCUUUAUUUAAACAUGAAUUAUUUAGGGGAAAUAAAAUGCCUUUCUGUCAUAGCCUUUGUCUGUGUUAAUAAUUUGUUAAAUUAUUGUAAAAAUAGAAUAUUAAAAUACUUGGUUUUACUAAGAUAAUAUGAUUUGUUACUCCUUUUAGUUUGCUAAAGAAAACUAAUGAAGUUAUUUUAGUAUUUGGGCUGCAUGAAAGGAACAAAAAAUGUCAACAUUUGUAGAAUAGCAAUAAAAAAGCAUCACAUAUUCAAUUGAAACUUAAGCAUUGAAUAAUAUGGCCAACAUUUAGGCAAAGAUCAGAAAAAUGUUGGUUUACCAAAAAUGCUUUCAUACCUCAAUUUGAAAAAUGGGCAGGUAAGUUAACUGCCUUCCUUAGCACACAUUAGUUGUGCUGAAUCUUUAGUCUCUGCAAUAACUACCUUCCACCUAUAUUCAUUGCACUGUAGUAUAAAUGCUGACAGAGAAUGAAUGGAAUAAGUUUUCUCUGUUGUAGAAAGGCUUAAAGAACAGGGGGGAAAUGCACAUGUAAUUUUCUCCCACUUAUUUUGCCUUUCUUCUGUCCAUUGUCAUCAUCCUCCCAUUCAUAAAGUUCUUCCGCUAUGGUUAUUAAUUGACUGCAUAUUUAUUUUGCUAUUCAAAACCAGCUCGUUUUAACUUCUAAGGAUUGCUUUUGUCAGCCUAGCUUAAUCCAGCAGGUUUGUGCAUAGGAAUGUUUUCAUUUGUGAUUUAAAUCUUAUUUGUGAAAUGGUGACAUCAUACAGGGGUUGAGCAAAAGAUGCUCUAAUAUUUGCAUACUUACUAGCACAAAUACUUGUACAAAUACUUUCUAGUAGCACAGAUAUUUUAAUUGUCAUAUAACCUCAUCUUCUCCAUCCCCAACUUGCUUGCAAAUUUAACUUAGUGUCUCUUUCUCUCUGAUUCCUCAGUAUGAAACUACAAUCUGGUGCUCAGUUGUAUUGGGGCCAAAUCCAAGAUUUUUAGCAAACUGGACUACACUGGUAGUUAUAGAUAAGCAGUCUCUUCUGAGGCAUAUAUGAUAAGGAAUCUUGAAAAUACUCAAAAUGCAAACCUGUUUCUGGUUUAUGAGAAUGAAAUGUUAGUAUUGUUGAAUUUAAUUCCUAUGUUCACAAUAAGUUGAAACAGGACAGGGCCUUCUAAGUUGAGCUCCCAGCUUGGCAGGAUGCUAUCAAAUGGAUAGGUCAGAAGUCCAACUGCCCCGUUUGAUACCAUCCUGGCAAGUUGUCAAAACAUUUAUAUUUUGCUAGACUUUUAGUUUGCUUUGUGUCGCCCCCCACACACUGUUAUGAUGACUAUUAAUUGGCCAUAGUUCACACAGUUCAUUCUAUUAGUUUACUUAUUUUAUAUUGUGUAUAUUAAACAUUUUGGUGGGAGACCCUCACGGGACUGACAGGAUCUAAAUGUUUUAAUUAAUAAUAAAUUAUACUUCAGAAAAAUGACUUGUUAGUUUAGAUUCAAACACUUGUUUUUCAGUACUCUGAAGGUUCCAUAAUGUCAUCAAAUUAAUUGAAACCAUAUAUUAAUGUUGACCAUAUACUGUAUACUUAACAGUACAUCUCCACACAGACUGCAGCACUCAAUGAUUUGAGCUUUGUACGGUGUACAUGUUCUUAGGAAAUCUUUAAUGUGUCUCUCUUUCACAUUACAAGGUGACAUGUUUCAUAUUCAGUAAUAACAGAAACAGGAUUGUCUAUGAUGUACAUUUGACUCCUAAAGGACUUGAGUUUGCCAUACUGUUUGUUUGGUAUGAUUUUUUUUCAUGAUUCUCUCAAGAUUUUCAAAGGAGAGGAAAGGCUGGGCUGAGAUUCAAAGAAUUAUGCAAUUAAUUCUACAUAUUAGAGACAGCAAGUUGAAUUUGUGUUUUUUUCAACUGCAGUGCCAUUGACUAUCUAGGAAACCUUUUAAAACUGAAGUGGUUUUUCAAAAGCAGUAUGUGAGAGGGCAUGGUAGUCUGCUGUUCAAAAGGAAAACAAAAAUCCCACUGAACAUAGCCAACCUCAUAGAUUUUUGGAUCCCAACUAUUCCUUCCCACUGCCACAGCUUGGAGAAUGUGUAAAUACAUUGACAGCCUUAUCCAACUAGCAAAAUUCACAUAUGUACCUGAAGUAUAUGUGUGUCUUAAUGUUCAUCUGGUCCCUGCUGAACCAGAUGAAUACAUUUGGUGAUGCACAUUCCGAUCCUUGGUCGCUUGUUGGGUGCUCUACUGAAAUGGUACACUUCUAUUAUAAUGCAGCUCUUGAGCAAAAUUUGUUUUGCACUAUUCUAUAGAUAAAUUCCCAACAAAACUAUACAUUUUUCCUAGGAACAAUAAUAUUUUAGGAAUAUAACAGUAUAGUUUCCAUUUCUAUAGAAAAUUCAAAGUAGGUUAAAUAUGUAGAAAUUUUUCUGCUUAUAUACAAAGUUAGGGAUUGGGCAACGGUUAAAAGCUUCAUAGCACAUAUGAUUUCUAGUCUGGACUGUAAUAAAAUUAUAUUGCAUAUGAUUUCUGAAAGUAUGAGCGGAAUCAAGUACAGUAACUUUCUGUGUAAUUUUUACAGCAUUGUAAAUUUGAAUAGAACUGGAACAUAGCAAAAACUGAAUUAAACAUAUAAUGCAGUUAAAGUAGCUAGUGACGUGUUCAUAGUAAUCAAGAUAUUGGUUUACAGUUACUAGAACCACUUACUCUUUUGCCCCAGUGGCUUGUCCCAUUGUGCAUACCUAAACUACUCAUGGGAAUGCAGUAGGUAGCGGUCGUAGAUAAGCCUGUUUGUUCCCUGUUGAAGAAACAAUAACCUCGAUGAUGACAAAAUACUAUCCUGUUAUGUUCCAUGCUUGCCUUUUAGUCUGCUCCUAUAUUUUAGGUACAUGUUGGCAGCAGAAGGGAAGCAAUGACUUAUGAUGUUUGUAAGCUUGUGAUAAGAAAAGGACAUUUUUAGAAUGUAACUGUCCUACAGACUCGGUGGACAAUACCUGUCCACUCGUGUGUAUGGGGGCGGGGGUGGAUUUUAGCUUAGAAAUGUUAUGUGGAUAGAGUAUUGGUAUUGUACAUGGGCAAUUCUGUUCUAACCUCUUCAGCCAUACAGUUCACUAGGUGGCCUUGGGCAAAACAUGAUUGCUCAAGCUAACCUACUUUUUAGGAUUGUUACAAUAAAAUGACACCCAUGACGACAGUCUGAGCUCCUUGAAAGAAGGCUUUGAGCCAGUACAUAUCAACAGCUCUUCCAUCUAACAACUAACUGUGCAACUAAUACCUAUAUUUCAAAAAAGGGAAUUUGUCUCAGUGGGACCUGGGUCAAGUAAAGUUUUCUUUAGUAUGCGUGAAGUGCAUUCCCAUAAUUCAGGAACAGCUUAAUAGUUCUUUUUUAAAAAUGAAGCACAAAAAGUUAAUUUUGUAAUACCUCCCUCCUAUGUGAUGUCACUGUGCAUGCCUUUUGUAUGGCUUCUGAUGCAUCAGAGUAGCCAUUUGCAAAUUAAAAUUGAAAAAGCCAAUAGAAUUUUUCUGCUUGUUUUCAUGUAAUGUAAUACUGACAUGCAGUUUGUUUAUGCUUUAAUAAAAAACUUCAAAGUUG